Messenger RNA from Malania oleifera, 4424 nucleotides. Its product is annotated as protein TOPLESS-RELATED PROTEIN 2-like. Gene Ontology annotation, molecular function: protein binding. NCBI's taxonomy places the organism in Eukaryota, Viridiplantae, Streptophyta, Magnoliopsida, Santalales, Ximeniaceae. The transcript has 25 exons. The coding region runs from base 798 to 4208 and encodes 1136 amino acids. Gene Ontology annotation, biological process: regulation of DNA-templated transcription. The record is from RefSeq and is a predicted model, not a curated record.
UAUUGUUGCGGAGUUAUCUCUGCUAGUACAGAAGCUAGAGAAGGAGAAGAAGAGAGGGGCUCAAAAACCUUAAACUUAAAACGGUUCAUUGUUCCUUUUUUUUUUUUUUCCUUGUUUUUUCCCAUUAUUCCAGUACGGUCACGAGUAAAGCUGUGCUCGUUUCACUGUAGACUAUGCAAUUUUCGCAGAUGGGUUUUCUGUAAUUGGAUAAGGGGAAGGGAAAGAUCCACGACGCAUUGAACAGGGAGUAGAUCUCACAGGUCGCAGCAGUGUGAAUUUUGUUCCAUGUAUCUUAUAGGAAUAGCAUUUGGGUCCCAGUUUAUCUUCUGCUUGCGGCUGGGAGCUGAAUUAGGGUUUUAUUAGGGUUUAUGCCCAGAGAAAGAGAAGCUAGUGUAGGCAAGCGUUGAAAAGGCUGGUUUUAUUAUUGUUAUUUUUUUGUAUCGUUUACUGACGGGGAUGUGUUUUUGUCCCGCUUUGAAGUUUUAACAUGUCACAUAACUGGAAAGAAGAAAUGUUUGAGGAGAACGAUUCAGAUGAAAUGUUUUAAGGGUUCCUCUGAAUUAUUGUUAAAAUCAGGGAAGAAUUACUGGAGAAGCAGAGUUUCUGGGUGUUUUAAAUAUGAUCAAAUUCUUAAACGUAUUUGAGUGGGAAUAGGAUUUGGAAGGGUUAGCGAACUUAGCGGCAAGAAUCUAGUUUAUUUGGUGCCAAUUUCAGCUGAAAUCGGGGUUACGGCAAUUUAACUGUUGUUGGUUAACAUAUAGUUAUUUAAGCUGGAGCGCUUGGGAUUACCGGGAACCAUGUCUUCAUUGAGCAGAGAACUGGUGUUUUUAAUUUUACAGUUCUUGGAUGAGGAAAAGUUUAAGGAAACUGUUCACAAGCUAGAACAGGAAUCUGGGUUUUUCUUCAAUAUGCGGCAUUUUGAGGAUCAAGUCCAGGCAGGUGAGUGGGAUGAAGUCGAGCGCUAUUUAUGUGGGUUCACAAAAGUUGAAGACAAUCGAUACUCCAUGAAGAUCUUUUUUGAGAUCAGGAAGCAGAAGUACCUGGAAGCCCUUGAUAGGCAGGAUCGAGCAAAGGCUGUUGAGAUUCUUGUGAAGGACCUUAAAGUUUUCUCAUCGUUCAAUGAAGAACUUUUCAAGGAGAUAACCCAGCUGCUUACUCUUGAUAACUUCAGGCAGAAUGACCAGCUGUCCAAGUAUGGGGACACAAAAUCAGCUCGGAAUAUUAUGCUUGUGGAACUUAAAAAGCUUAUUGAAGCAAAUCCACUGUUCCGUGAUAAACUUACAUUUCCACCGUUUAAAAGCUCACGACUACGGACAUUAAUAAACCAAAGUCUCAAUUGGCAGCAUCAGCUCUGCAAGAAUCCUCGUCCAAACCCUGACAUCAAAACACUUUUUACUGAUCAUACUUGCACCGCUUCUAAUGGAGCUCGUCCUCCCCCUCCCACAAACAGCCCUCUCCUGGGGCCCAUUCCCAAAGCUGGGGUUUUUCCUCCUAUCGGUGCUCAUGGUCCAUUUCAACCAGUUAUUUCCCCAUCUCCUGGUGCCAUGGCAGGGUGGAUGUCGGGCGCUGGUCCCUCUUUACCUCAUCCUGCCGUGGCAGCAGGGCCUGCCAAUCUUUUGCAGCCUUCUCAUGCAGCUGCAUUCUUAAAACACCAAAGGACCCCUGCAAGCAUUGCUGGACUAGAGUAUCAACCACCUGAACCUGAGCACUUGAUAAAGCGUGUUCGCACUGGCCAAUCUGAUGAGGUGUCCUUUUCUGGUGUGACACAUGCUCCCAAUGUCUAUUCACAAGAUGACCUUCCUAAAGGUGUUGUGAGGACCCUUAACCAAGGAUCUAACGUCAUGACUAUGGACUUCCAUCCACAGCAGCAAAACCUUCUUCUGGUUGGGACCAAUGUUGGUGAAAUUAGCCUCUGGGAAGUUGGAUGCAGGGAAAGGUUGGUACAUAAACCUUUUAAAGUUUGGGAUAUCUCAGCUUGUUCAAAGCCAUUGCAGGCAUCAUUUUUGAAAGAUGCUGCAAUAUCAGUUAAUCGAUGCAUUUGGGGCCCGGAUGGACAGAUACUUGGUGUUGCUUUUUCAAAGCAUAUUGUUCAGACUUACACUUAUAGUCCAACUGGAGAACUAAGAGAGCAUUUGGAGAUUGAUGCCCAUAUUGGUGGUGUUAAUGACAUUGCCUUUGCUCAUCCCAAUAAACAACCGUGUAUUGUCACGUGUGGUGAUGACAAGACAAUCAAGGUAUGGGAUGCUAUGACAGGUCGCAGACUGUAUAUAUUUGAAGGCCAUGAAGCUCCUGUAUAUUCAAUCUGUCCUCACUACAAAGAAAAUAUCCAGUUUAUUUUCUCCACUGCCACGGAUGGGAAGAUUAAAGCUUGGCUGUAUGAUUGUUUGGGAUCUAGAGUGGACUAUGAUGCCCCUGGACUUUGGUGCACUGUGAUGGCAUAUAGUGCAGAUGGUAUGAGGCUUUUCUCAUGCGGAACAAGUAAAGAAGGUGAUUCUCAUCUAGUUGAGUGGAAUGAGAGUGAAGGAGCUAUUAAACGAACAUAUUCUGGCUUCAGAAAGUGUCCUCUAGGUGUUGUCCAGUUUGACACAACAAGGAACCGCUUCUUAGCUGCUGGUGAUGAAUUUCAAAUUAAGUUUUGGGACAUGGACAAUACCAACAUGUUGACAGCUAGUGAUGCAGAUGGCGGAUUGCCUGCAAGUCCUAGAUUGAGAUUCAACAAGGAAGGGUCAUUAUUGGCAGUCACAACAAGUGAUUGUGGAGUUAAGAUUCUAGCCAACAAUGAUGGCCUCCGAUUGAUAAAGAUGUUGGAGAGCAGGAAUAUGGAGGGAAAUCGAGGCCCUUCUGAACCCAUAAAUUCUAAGCCAUUGAUUGUUAAUGCAUUGGGUCCUGUUGGAAAUCUUGCCGCUCCUGUUGCUCCUGCUCUCGAGCGUUCAGAUAGAAUCCCACCUGCUGGUUCCUUUAGCAACCUUGCUAGUAUGGAUGGCAGCAGGCUUGUUGAUAUUAAGCCAAGGAUUUCAAAUGAUGUAGACAAGAUUAAGAGCUGGAAAAUUCCAGAUAUUGUCGAUCCAUCUCAACUUAAAGCUUUACGAUUGCCGGACACCAUAGUAGCAGGCAAGAUUUUACGUUUGAUCUACACCAACUCUGGCAUAGGUCUACUGUCCCUGGCCUCUACCGCCAUUCACAAGCUUUGGAAAUGGCAGCGCAGCGAGAGGAAUCCAACGGGGAAGUCUACUGCAUAUGCUGUGCCACAGUUAUGGCAUUCAACCACUGGGAACCCCAUGUCUAAUGAUGUAACUGGCAUUACUUCAUCUGAAGAGCCUGCUGCUUGCAUUGCUUUAUCUAAAAAUGAUUCUUACAUUAUGUCUGGCUCUGGUGGAAAGGUCUCUCUAUUCAACAUGAUGACAUUUAAGGUCAUGACAACAUUUAUGGCCCCACCUCCUGCAGCAACUUUUUUGGCAUUUCAUCCUCAAGACAAUAAUAUUAUUGCCAUUGGAAUGGAUGAUUCUACAAUUCAGAUAUACAAUGUCAGAGUAGAUGAGGUCAAAAUCAAACUUAAGGGCCACCAAAAGCGAAUAACAGGGCUUGCAUUUUCCCAGACUCUAAACGUGCUAGUUUCUUCAGGGGCUGAUGCUCAGCUAUGUGUUUGGAGCAUUGAUGGAUGGGAGAAAAAGAAAACAAAGUUCUUACAAGCACCAGCUGGUUGCCCAUCCUCACUUACCGGAGAAACUAAAGUCCAGUUUCAUAAUGAUCAAAAUCAUCUACUGGUCGUCCAUGAAAAUCAAAUUUCUGUCUAUGACAGCAAGCUUGAAUGUUUGCGAUUGUGGUCCCCUAGAGACUCACUCACAGCUCCAAUUUCGAGUGCAAUAUACUCCUGUGAUGGUCUGCUCGUUUACGGUGGUUUCUGUGAUGGGGCUGUUGGAGUUUUUGAUGCAGACAGCUUAAGGCUCCGAUGUCGAAUAGCGCCAUCUGCUUACAUGCCCUUGUCUCCGUCCAGCAGCGGCAGUGUCUAUCCCUUGGUUAUAGCAGCCCACCCAUCUGAACCCAACCAGAUUGCACUUGGCAUGAGCGACGGUGUGGUUCAUGUAGUUGAGCCAUCUGAUGCACAGCCUAAAUGGGGUGCUCCACCCCCUCAAGAUAACGGGUCCCUCCCCUCAAACUCAUCAAAUCCUUCUCUGAGUGGUCAGCUGUCAGAACCCCAUUCCAGGUGAUGGUGUUUUGUGGUAUAAGGGCAUUUACCGGAGUCAUUUAUAGCAGUGUUGAGCUCUUCUUCACUUUUUUGUGUUUGCCCAUUCUUUUUUGCUCUAAUAUUUUGCUUCAAAGCAGAGAUUUUGCUGUAAAUAUUUUCGACAUUUUCCCUAGCUUUGCCAUAUGAAAUUUUACGGAGCAAAAUUAUAUAUUAUCAUGAUCAGAGACAAAUUUUGAAA